Molecule: messenger RNA, 2814 nt
Organism: Haemonchus placei
Lineage: Eukaryota; Metazoa; Nematoda; Chromadorea; Rhabditida; Trichostrongylidae
Source: the annotation of a GenBank genome assembly
AUGGUUCUGCCUAUCGCGUUUGGAACAGUCUCCGAUCCUGAUUUAUGGCGGCUAUUAAGUUCCCCAACAGAAUUCUUUGCUAGUCCACGAGCAACUAGAAUCAUUGUUGCUAUUUUAAAAGCGGCUCCAGUUGUGCCUGUUGUUUUACGAGAGAAGGUCACGAAAGCGUAUCGUGCAUUGGAGCUCUUAGAAGAUUAUCACGCUCUUCUUGUUGAUCCAAGAGACGAUGAACUUCGAAUAGCGAUCGAGCGUGUCAUAACAACAUUUAAGAAGAGUUUGUUCCAAGCACUUCUGGACCUUCAGGAAUUCUAUGAGGAAACUCUACUCAACGAGCGAAAAACCGUCCCGCAGAAAAUAGCAGAAUCAAAAGAGAUUGCAAGGCGUUUAGAUGCACACCCACCCUUUGGUUCUUUGAUCGGAAGCAGGCCUGCUUUUACAUCAACGUUAUCAGCUCCACUAGCGACUGCCGAGGUCAAUGAAGUGGUUGACAUUAUGGGCAGAACUUGGGAAAUUGAAGACGUUGUGUUGGAAAAGGGCACAACUGGAUUAGGAUUUUCGAUUACCGGAGGAACUGACCAGCCGGCUGAAGACGGCGAUACUUCAAUUUAUGUCACUAAUAUCAUCAUGGGUGGUGCUGCUGCAGCGGAUGGUCGUAUGAAGAAAUACGACAAAAUUUUGAAAGUCAACAAUACAGAAUGCGUAAAUGUACCACAUGAAGUUGCUGUUAAUGCCCUGAAAACAGCAGGAAACGUGGUACGACUGACGCUCAAACGUCGUCGAGAAGAGGUAAAUAUUCCCAUUACAACCGGCGGUUCUCUGGGCUCAGCAAGUCAUUUGAACAGAAGCGACCUAAACAGAAGCGACAUCACAUCAUCAUUAGGAGCCCUGAACGUGUCUCGUGGAUUCGAAGGUACUGCGCAAUCGCCUAGUGUUCCUCCAAGUUAUCCACCACCUCCUCCGCCAGCACAUGGAGGCUCUCAAGUCCAUCUUGCUCAUAACUUACCUCCAAUGGGCUUGAGUUCUAGAGCCAGACUAGCGCAUUCCAUCGAUCUUUACAAGGGACAACGUGGUCUGGGCUUUUCGAUCGCCGGUGGUGUAGGCAAUGAGCACGUACCAGGAGAUACUGAUAUUUAUGUUACAAAGAUCAUUGAUGGAGGAGCUGCAUAUCAUGAUGGGCGUCUCGGUGUCGGAGAUAGAAUUUUAGCUGUCGAUGACAUCGGACUUGAGAAUGUUACACAUGAGUAUGCCGUCGAUGUAUUGAAGCGAACCGGCACGAAAGUCACAUUGUUGGUGCUCAAAGCAGACCCAAAUGUGAAUGUCAGCUCAAUUGAAGAAACUGCAAGCCGUCAGUAUGUUGCAUCCACUCCACAAUAUCCUCAGACAACACCAAUCAGAUCUAGUUCAAUGCAAGAUUUCAAUCGUUCAUUCGAUUCACAAAGUGCACUAGCAUACGGUGGACCUCAAGCAACUCCGAUUGGAGGACUCGGCUUUAACAUUGUUGGUGGUGAGGAUAACGAACCGAUCUAUAUUAGCUACGUCUUACCAGGCGGUGUUGCUGAUUUAAGCGGUAAUGUCAGAAAGGGCGACGUUCUUCUCGAAGUAAAUGGUCGUUCUCUGCGAAACGCAACGCAUUCUCAGGCUGCAGAAACUCUUAAAAAUGCUCAGAAUCCUGUUACCCUCACGUUGCAGUACAGACCUCAUGAUUACCAGCAGUUUGAAGCGAAGAUUGAGCGAUUGCGCAACGACAUGAUUCAGGCAAAUUCUACGGGUGGAACGCUCCCGCGAAAGGACUUAUUCGUUAAGGCACUGUUCGAUUAUGAUCACACCCGUGAAGUCGGCGUUCCCCACCGAUCCAUAUCUUUCCAAUAUGGUGACAUUUUGCACGUGAUGAAUACAUCAGAUGAUGACUGGUGGACUGCUAAAAAGAUUCUGGAAAAUGGCGAGGAGUCUCAAGAAGGAGUGAUUCCCUCAAAGAAACGCAUAGAGAAAAGGGAAAGGGCACGAAGAAAACAGGUCAAUUUCAAUGCUGGCUCUAUGUCUCUGGGUCGCAGCGCUGGCCAGAUAGGAGGUAUGGAGGGCAGACGAGGCAGCAAAAGUCAACUUUCGUUUUCAAGGAAGUUCCCAUUUGUGAAGAGUACCGAUCGUUUGAACGAAUUCACUGACCAAGAACUAGGCGUAAGCGAAGAUCCGAUCUUCUCAUACCAAGUUGUGGAACAACAAUCAUUGAAUUAUGUUCGCCCAGUCAUCAUUCUCGGAGCGCUGAAGGAUAGAAUCAAUGACGAAUUAGUUACAAGAAAUCCGGAUCGCUUCAGCAGCUGUGUUCCUCACACUUCUAGACCCCCACGAGAACACGAGGUUGACGGUAGAGAUUACCACUUCGUAAGCAAAGCUCAGAUGGAGCACGAUGUCAAAAACAACUUGUUCAUUGAAGCAGGGCAAUUCCAAAAUAAUUUAUAUGGAACAAGUAUUGACAGCGUACGAAUGGUCGCGCAGCAGGGUCGUCAUUGCAUUCUGGAUGUGAGUGGAAACGCUAUUCGGCGUCUUCAGUCGGUUGCUAAUAUUUACCCGAUCGCAAUCUUCAUUAAACCAACCAGUCAUCAUCACAUUAUGCAAUUAGAUCACUCAAUGAACGAGGAUGAAGCCAUGCAGCAAUAUCAACGAUGCCAACGACUGGAGCAAACAUUUGGAGACUUGUUCACACAAGUAAUUUCACACGGGCAGUCUGCGGAAGAAGUUCUCGGCCGUGUGCAGCAUGUUAUCGCCAAUGAAGCGCGACCAUAUGUAUGGAUACCGAACAAUGCUAGGCAAUUGUAA